Messenger RNA from Sitophilus oryzae (rice weevil), 1886 nucleotides. RefSeq names its product potassium/sodium hyperpolarization-activated cyclic nucleotide-gated channel 3-like. The transcript is spliced from 2 exons. The coding region runs from base 104 to 1780 and encodes 558 amino acids. Lineage: Eukaryota; Metazoa; Arthropoda; Insecta; Coleoptera; Curculionidae. The record is from RefSeq and is a predicted model, not a curated record.
UUGUCACUUAUAUAAGUUACUUUACUUAAAUAACUAAGUAUUUUUAUAACAAUUUUCAAGAUUCUAAAAAUAAAUUAAUCUAUAAUUCAGGUAGCCUUUCAACAUGAAAUUGGAUCAACAUUCUGAUAUGAUAAGUCGUAAUUCCGAAAUAGUCUUUCCACCGGACGUACACGGUGCAUCUGGUUGGCAGGCUUUCAAGUUAUCGUUUAGACGUAUCUCGUUGGUCAGCGAGAGGCAUCCCAUUGUUUUGGAAUAUUUCAACAGCGAAGUGGCAUUGCUCAACGAAAAAAAGCGCCAAGUGUAUUUUUACCCAUAUACCAUUCAUCCUCUGAGUAUAUUUAAGCAGAUGUACGACAUAUUUGCUUUUUUCUUUUAUGGACCUCUGGUAAUUCUUAAGCUAUUAGAUUGGAGCUUCAUAAGCGCCGAAGCGAUGUACAUGAGCAGACCUCUUAUGAUGAUGGUGCUAAUUUUCGAUGUUAUAUCUGGUGUUAACGUCAUUUUGGAAUUUUUUACUGGUUACGCUGUGCCUAAGACAAAGCGUAUCGAGUUAUCUCGUAUAAAAAUUGCAAAAAAGUAUAUAUUUAGUGGCUUAUUUUUUUGUGAUGUGCUCUCUGGCGUUCCGGAAGUAUUCUUUAGCUACCCUUUAAUUCCAAAAAUUCCAUAUCUUAUUUUGAAAACAUGCAUUUUACUGAAACUAAUGCGUAUGAUCACUUUUUUCGUUUCAUUCAAAUCAAUGGCAACUUAUUUCACUAUGGGACCGCAAAAAGUGUUCAUAAUCUCAUUUUUCUUGUUUACUCUUUUUACGAUGCACUUUAUGACAUGCUUGCACGUGGGCGUACCUCAGUACCGCUUCAUAAUGACAGGUCUACAUCACAAAGAGUCAUGGCUGACGCAAGAGUUUAUGAAGCAAGGAUUAAGGACGCAAUAUAUAACUACUUUUUUCAGAACAGCACAAUAUACUAUGUUGAUCAGUUUGCCGAAUAUUAGCAUUCCUUACAAAUUAGUAGAGGAAGUUAGUGUAGCUAGUUUCAACUAUUUCGCUGGAAAAUUAAUGCUCACCGUUACUUGGAUCAUUUUGUUGCACAAUUUUGUAUCUCAAAACUCCGUCAGAAUUAAAUUCAGAGAAGUCAUGAAAGAAUUAGAAGAGUAUAUAAAAGCGAAACAGAUUUCGCAGGACCUGAAAAGACGACUAAUUACAUAUUACACGUACAAAUAUCAGAGAGUGUUCUUUAAUGAACGGUUCAUCAAGAAUAUGUUUUCGGAAAAUCUUAAAAAAGAAAUUGACGUAUUUCUUUGUAAAACGCUGAUUAAUUCGGUUACAAUUUUUUCCAAAUUAUCUCCAAAAGAAGUGGAGCAAGUGGUAGCUUAUUUGGUUCCCGAAAUUUUUCUACCUAAUGAGAUUAUUACACAAUCUGGGACACCGGCAGAGUCUAUGUACUUCUUAGAAAGCGGCACCGUGGCAGUUUUCACUCCAUCUGGAAAGGAAAUAAACCACUUACAAGAUGGCGCUCAUUUCGGUGAGGUCGCCAUCCUUGUCAAAGAAAAACAUCGAAGUGCUUCUGUUGUCGCUAUAGAAAUUUCCAGAGUCUAUAAAUUGAGCAGGAACGACUUUGACAAAUGUUUUCGAAAUAAUGCUAAAGUUUACGAUUCUUUACUGAAAUUGGCUGAGGACCGUUUAAAGAAAGUAAGGGGGCUAGAAGAGAGAUACAAGAAAGAACUGUUUGAAAUGACUUAUAUGUCAUCCAUGAAGAAUAAUACAGAAACUAACGAAAAGGAAUAAUUUACAUUUCAUUUAUUUAACUUUGCAUAAGUUAGUUGUUACUGCAAUAAAUUAUUGCAGCUUUGUUGUUCAAAAUAUUUAAGUUAACAAUAAAUAAGAAUCUAUA